AUGGUCAAAAAGGUCCUUGUUGGUUAUGGCGUGGACGUCGACGCCGUUAGCGGAUGGAUCAACACUCAGACCGGUCAGGCGGCUGAUGUGACCAACAUCUCUCGCGGUGUCUUUGGAGCCACCGUGGGCAUUGACAGGUUACUGGCACUGUUCCAAAAGUAUAACAUCAAGGCGACCUGGUUUGCUCCGGGCCAUUCCAUCGAGUCAUUCCCCAAGCAAAUGGCCAAGGUGCGGGAUGCUGGACACGAAAUUGGACUGCAUGGGUACACGCACGAAUUUGUCUCGCAGCUCUCAACACAACAGGAGCGGGAUGUCCUGCAGAAAUCCAUCGACGUGGUCACCGCAUUUACGGGGAAGAAACCCAGAGGCUUUACGGCGCCUGCAUGGACCCCGUCGCCUCAAACCGUGAAGCUCUUGGAGGAGCAUGGGCUGGAGUAUGACCACUCCUUCAUGCAUCAUGACUCCCAGUUGUACUAUCUCCCGUACCCACCGGCCACAUGGAAGGAAACCGACUACAAGAAUCUCUCGGCUGGGGACUGGAUGACCCCCAUGUCAUCGCUUCGGCCGUCGACGCUGGUCGAAGUCCCGGCGAAUUGGCACGUUGACGAUUGGCCUGCUUUCCAGACCAUGCGGGGCCAGGGCGCUGCCGGCUUUGUCGACCCGCAUCAGAUUGAGAGAUUCUGGCAGGAGCACUUUGACUUCUGUUACCGGGAGUAUGAGCAUUUUGUGUUCCCCAUCAGCAUCCACCCUCAAGUCAGCGGCAAGCCUCAAAUCACCCUCUUGCAUGAGCGGCUCAUUGAAUGGAUCAACAAGCAUGACGGGGUGGAAUGGUGUACCUUUGAGGAAAUGGCCAACAAGUUCCGGAAGGGCGAAAUCCAGGGCGUGGAGGUGGAGGGGGGUGUUGACCUGUAGCAG
Cladophialophora immunda is the source of this 915-nucleotide messenger RNA. RefSeq lists its product as uncharacterized. Gene Ontology annotation, molecular function: hydrolase activity, acting on carbon-nitrogen (but not peptide) bonds. Lineage: Eukaryota; Fungi; Ascomycota; Eurotiomycetes; Chaetothyriales; Herpotrichiellaceae. The transcript has 2 exons. The record is from RefSeq and is a predicted model, not a curated record. The coding region runs from base 1 to 912 and encodes 303 amino acids. Gene Ontology annotation, biological process: carbohydrate metabolic process.